GAUGGCGAGCUAACAGACCUAAAGUCUGGAUCGGUACACUUCCUUUCUCUGGGUGUUAGACAGCCUGAGAAAAACUUUAGCUUUAGGUCAAACUCGAGAUAGUUUCUUUUAAAUGCGCUCCAAAGAGUUAGUCUUAAAGAGUUUUGGGCUGGAAGGCUGGUGGGUGUAAUAAGACCGUAGUGAAGAAACAGGACCGGGGGUUAGCCACACUGAAGAAGUAGACAGCUUUUCUGUAAAGAAUCUAAUGAGCCGCGCAAAAAGUUAGACAUUAAGUUGGAUCUUAACAGGAAUAAGGAAACUUGAAGAUUUUAAUGAUGACUGAAAAAGAGUUGGUGAUUGACGAUAUGAUAACAGAUGCAAUGGCCACUCCAUCUCCAGCCAAGAGUAUGGGCGACCCAGGCAUCACGCCACUUUCCCCCACACACGUACUGAACGACUCAGAAGAGAAUGAGCCUACGAGACACCCCUAUGUGGUGGUGGUGGCCAUUGACUUUGGCACCACCUCCAGUGGCUACGCAUACGCCUUCACUAAAGAGCCAGAGUGCAUUCACACUAUGAGACGCUGGGAGGGUGGUGACCCAGGGGUGUCAAAUCAGAAGACGCCCACCACCAUUCUACUGAGUCCAGACAGGAAGUUCCACAGUUUUGGUUAUGCAGCCCGAGAUUUUUACCACGACCUGGAUCCCACCGAGUCUAAGCAAUGGCUCUACCUGGAGAAGUUUAAAAUGAAACUACACACCACUGCAAAUCUGUCCAUCGAUACAGAUUUACAUGCUGCCAAUGGGAAAAAGGUGAAAGCUCUGGAUAUUUUUGCUUAUGCUCUGGCCUUUUUUAAGGAGCAGGCUCUUAAGGAGCUGAGUGACCAAGCAGGGGCAGAUUUUGAUAAUGCUGACGUCAGAUGGGUCAUCACAGUACCAGCCAUCUGGAAAAUGCCGGCUAAGCAGUUUAUGAGAGAGGCAUCAUAUAAGGCUGGUCUGGUUUCUCGUGACAACCCUGAUCAGCUGAUCAUUGCUCUGGAACCAGAGGCUGCAUCCAUUUACUGCAGAAAGCUUCGUCUCCACCAAAUGGUGGAUUUGGGCAACAAAACAUCCCUGAAUGGUUACAGCCCAACUGAGAAUGUUGGGGCGGGAAUGACCCAGGCCAAGGAGCAUGUGCGCCGUAACCGACAGAGCCGCACCUUUGUGGUGGAGAAUGUCAUAGGAGAGCUCUGGUCUGAACUCACUGAAGGUGACCGUUAUGUAGUGGUGGAUUGUGGAGGAGGGACGGUGGAUCUUACUGUGCAUCAGAUUCGGAUGCCGGAAGGGCACUUGAAGGAGCUUUACAAAGCCUCAGGAGGCCCGUAUGGGUCUAUCGGUAUAGAUUAUGAAUUUGAGAAGCUCCUGUGUAAGAUAUUCGGACAGGAUUUCAUUGACCAGUUUAAGGUCAAGCGUCCGGCUGCCUGGGUGGAUCUGAUGAUUGCGUUUGAAUCUCGUAAGAGAGCUGCAGCUCCUGACCGAAGCAAUCCAUUGAAUAUUAACCUGCCCUUCUCUUUCAUCGACUACUACAAGAAAUUCAGAGGACACAGCGUAGAGCAUGCGCUGAAGAAGAGCAAUGCUGAAUUUGUGAAGUGGUCUUCACAAGGCAUGCUGAGGAUGAGCCCAGAUGCAAUGAAUGCACUGUUCAAACCAACUAUAGACCACAUUAUACAGCACCUGACUGAGUUAUUUGAAAGGCCAGAGGUGACAAACAUCAAGUUCCUUUUCCUGGUGGGAGGAUUCGCAGAGUCUCCGCUGCUGCAGCAGGCCGUUCAGAAUAUGCUUCAGGGCCGCAGCCGAAUUAUUAUACCGCAUGAUGUGGGCUUGACCAUCCUCAAAGGGGCAGUGCUAUUCGGUCUGGAUCCCAGCAUCAUAAAGGUGCGCCGCUCUCCGCUCACCUAUGGUGUGGGUGUCCUGAACCGUUUCAUAGAGGGGAAGCACCCGCCGGAGAAGAUGCUUGUAAAGGAAGGUACACGCUGGUGCACCGACGUCUUCGAUACGUUCAUCUCCACCGAUCAGUCAGUGGCACUGGGAGAAACGGUAAAGCGUAGCUACACACCGGCGAAGCCGUCACAGCAGGUGAUCGUCAUUCACGUAUACUGCUCAGAAAAAGAGUCGGUCAGCUUCAUCACGGACCCAGGCGUGAGGAAGUGUGGUACACUGAAGCUGGAUGUGAGCGGCACUGAGAGUCCAGCAGCACGAAGAGAGAUCCAGACGCUCAUGCAGUUCGGAGACACUGAGAUAAGAGCCAUGGCUGUCGAUGUGGCAACCUCUCGCAGUGUCAAAGCUAGCAUCGAUUUCCUUAGUCAGUAGAGGAAGAUGAGGGAUGAGUAAACCACACACUGCAGAAACUCAGCAUUUUAGUUAUGUUUUCCAGUGAAAAUAUCCAGACAUUCUUAAAGGAAGACAGAACUUGUUUUUAGAAUUUUUUUUUCUGAAAAACUAAUACAUGUAAUUAGCAAGAACGCUUUCAAAUGAUUAAAAGUAGUCAGAAAAGAUUCAUAUUUCAAGCAAAUGCAAACAAACUUUCAUCAGCUGCACAACUGUUUUCAAAAUGGAUAAAAAUAAUAAAUGUGUCUUAAGCAGCAAAAUAGCAUAUUCAAAAGAUUUCUGAAGAAUCAUGUGACAUGAUGAAAGACUGGUGUAGUGGCUGCUGAAUUCAGCUUAUUCACAAGAAUAAAUUACAUGAUAAAAUAUAAAAAUGUAAAAAA
Carassius carassius (crucian carp) is the source of this 2725-nucleotide messenger RNA. It is a transcript of the gene hspa12a, whose product is annotated as heat shock protein 12A. Bases 312 to 2327 code for a protein of 671 amino acids. The record is from RefSeq and is a predicted model, not a curated record. NCBI's taxonomy places the organism in Eukaryota, Metazoa, Chordata, Actinopteri, Cypriniformes, Cyprinidae. The transcript has 12 exons.